Sclerotinia sclerotiorum 1980 UF-70 is the source of this 1101-nucleotide messenger RNA. RefSeq lists its product as hypothetical. Lineage: Eukaryota; Fungi; Ascomycota; Leotiomycetes; Helotiales; Sclerotiniaceae. The coding region runs from base 1 to 1101 and encodes 366 amino acids. Gene Ontology annotation, molecular function: arylformamidase activity. The record is from RefSeq and is a predicted model, not a curated record. The transcript is spliced from 4 exons.
AUGUCAGGUAUACAUUCGAAAGUUACUACCUGGCUCACACAAGUCACUGACUUUUUAACGGGGAACAAAACAGCCACGACUAUUCCAUUCGAUCCAAAUUCCACGAAGUUUCCAUCGAGAAAGGAUGUUCCGCGAAGAGAAGAUGCACCAGAAGGAGCUGCGUGGGUUUGGGGAAGUGAUGAUUAUAUCGGAAGAUUGAAUCUUCUCACCCCAAGUCGAGUUAUUGCUGCAUCUAGUGAAAUUCAAAGCGGCGAGAUCGUUCCAUUGUAUCUCCCUCUGAACAUGCCAGAAGUACCAGGUUUUAGUCGAGAACCGUUUGAGCAUAAAAUCAAAGAAUUAGCUCCAGGGUUAGCCUAUGACGAUUUAUAUUCAUUGAAUACGCAAUCUGGUACACAAUGGGAUGGAUUCAGACAUAUUGCACACAUAUCAACUGGCAACUUCUACAAUGGGACUAAUGCGAAAGAUAUAGUGGGAGCUGAGAAGGACGAUAAUAAAUGUGGUAUUCAUCAUUGGGCUGAACAUGGAAUUGCUGGUCGCGGUGUCUUGAUUGACUACUGGACUUAUGCUCAGGAGAAUGGAAUUAUCUAUGAUCCGUUUGAUUAUCACACUAUAUCCUACGCUGAGUUGCAAGCAGCUGGAAAGGCCCAAGGAAUUGACAUCCGCCCCGCUUCCCAAGGCGGAAAUAUUCAAAUUGGAGAUCUCCUUUUCGUCCGCUCGGGCUUCGUAUCUACAUACCAUACCAAAUCUCCAGAAGCACGAAAAGCAGCUGCUCUCAGGCCACAUAGCAUGGGACCUGGUGAUGGCCAGCGAUGGGCGGGUCUCAAACAAGAUGAAGAUAUGCUUGAUUGGCUGCACGAUUGUUACUUUUCGGCUGCAGCUGGUGAUGCUCCUGCUUUUGAAGCUUGGCCAUCGCAAGAGCAUUUCAUGUUACAUGAAUAUAUACUGGCAUUGUGGGGUAUGCCUCUAGGAGAAAUGUUCGACUUGGAGAAAUUGGCGAAGACCUGUAAGGAGAAAGGAAGGUGGAGCUUCUUCGUUACAAGUGCUCCGAAUAAUUGCCCGGGAGGUGUAUCUAGUCAUGGAAACGCUAUUGCUAUAUUUUAA